This is a messenger RNA of Coregonus sp. 'balchen', 2014 nucleotides long. NCBI's taxonomy places the organism in Eukaryota, Metazoa, Chordata, Actinopteri, Salmoniformes, Salmonidae. The record is from the annotation of a GenBank genome assembly.
AUUGCUGGCAACCCAGUGCUCUUCAAUGAGAAUGGAGAUGCCCCUGGUCGCUAUGAGAUUUUCCAGUACCAGAUCAGAAACCGAACAGCUGAAUACAAAAUCAUCGGGCACUGGACCGACCAGCUCUAUCUGAAUGUAAGCAUUUUUAUUUUUUUUUUAUAGUUCAUACAGAAGCUGCAGAUACUGUACUUUAGUUAUAUUAUCAGACUCAUCCCCUCCUCAUUACCUUCCUGUGUUUCACCAUUUGUGUCAGUGGCUCUCCUCCGGACACAGCUUUGAUUGGUUGUUGUCGUCUGUUGGUUCUACUGCAGCGCUUCCUUGGCUCUGUAAUUCCUACUGAACCAUUAGCUACUGGCUUUGUGCACACAUCUUUAAAGGUGAAAACAUCCAGAGGGUGCUUUAAUGAUUAACAACACAGACUGGAAUGAAAAGAAAGCAAUAAGAGCUUAAAAACCGAUACAUUGCUAUAGUGACUUCAGACACCAUCCACUGUUUUAGGGAAACAGUAUGGUGCAAUUGUGGACACAUGGGGGUUACAAAGCUAUAACAAUGAAUUACAUGAAGCCGGCCCCUCAAAUAAUGUUUAAACAGAAUAAUAAGAGCUGGCCUUGGGCUAAGAAAGAUAUAAAUAAAAAAGAAGCAUGUUUCUAUGGAGUUGACCUGGUUUCUAUGGAGUUGACCUGUGUCUGUACCACUUUCAAUGCUGUGUACACAGAGUGAAUGGCGUUGUAAAUUAUAGUCCUGGGCACCAAUUCUCUUUCCAUAGGAUAUUUUAGGUCAUUAGGACUCUUAUAGCUGUUAAUUAUAUACACAUUUGGGGGAUGAGUUUGCCGCCCAUGAAUUUAACAACCACCAUCAAUGGCAAAAAAGUUAAUAACAUGACGCUAACUAUACUGUUUUAAAAAAUCAACUAAAGUUUAUCUGUAAAAUACUUUUUUGGGGAGAUGAGAAAGAAGCCCCAAAACUAACCACAUGCCAGUGGUAAUUGUCAUUAAACAAGAAGAGACUGUGUAUGGGUUAUAGUGUUAGUUAUUUGAGAAGUGUUUGACUGUACCCCUCCUCUCCUCUCCAUAUCAAUCAGAUCCGAGCAAUGCACUGGCCAGGUGGAGGUCGACAGAUCCCUUACUCCAUCUGCAGCAACCCAUGCCAGGCCGGAGAACGCAAGAAGAUAGUAAAGGGCAUCCCUUGCUGCUGGCACUGCGAGCGUUGCGACGGCUACCAGUACCAAGCAGACACCUACAGCUGCAAGAUGUGCCGCUUUGACCUGCGUCCCAAUGAGAACCACACGGCCUGCCGUCCCAUCCCCGUCGUCAUGCUGGAGUGGAGCUCCCCCUGGGCCGUCAUCCCUGUCCUCAUCUCCGUGGUGGGCAUCAUGGCCACCCUGUUCGUGGUGGUCACCUUUAUCCGCUACAACGACACGCCCAUCGUCAAGGCGUCAGGCCGCGAGCUCAGCUACGUUCUACUGACAGGUAUCUUCAUGUGCUACGCCACCACUUUCCUCAUGAUAUCUGCCCCUGAUGUGGGCAUCUGCUCCCUCAGACGGAUCUUCCUGGGUCUGGGGAUGAGUAUCAGCUACGCAGCCCUGCUCACCAAGACUAACCGCAUCUACCGCAUCUUCGAGCAGGGAUCCAUGUCGGUGAGCGCCCCUAGGUUCAUCUCUCCAGCCUCCCAGCUGGUCAUCACCUUCAGCCUGACUUCGGUGCAGCUACUGGGGGUGUGUAUCUGGUUCGGUGUGGACCCGUCUCAGGCCAUCAUCGACUACGAGGACCAGCGCAUGGCCAAUCCGGACAUGGCCCGUGGCGUGCUCAAAUGUGACAUCUCUGACCUUUCUCUGAUCUGCCUGCUUGGCUACAGCAUGCUGCUCAUGGUCACCUGCACGGUGUACGCCAUCAAGACCCGGGGGGUGCCGGAGGCCUUCAACGAGGCCAAGCCCAUCGGCUUCACCAUGUACACCACCUGUAUCAUCUGGCUGGCCUUCAUCCCAAUCUUCUUUGGUACCUCCCAGUCCACAGAG